GCUGCCGACACGUGUAUGAGUAGAGGAGCUUGUACUGAUGGAGAUCCCACCGUUACGUGCGUAUGUGAUGCUGGCUACACUGGGAGUACCUGUGAAAUUGUCCUUUGUGCUGCCGACUCGUGUAUGAGUAGAGGAUUUUGUACUGCUGGAGAUCCCACCGUUACGUGCGUAUGUGAUGCUGGCUACACUGGGAGUACCUGUGAAAUUGUCCUUUGUGCUGCCGACUCGUGUAUGAGUAGAGGAUCUUGUACUGCUGGAGAUCCAACCGUUACGUGCGUAUGUGAUGCUGGCUACACUGGGAGUACCUGUGAAAUUGUCCUUUGUGCUGCCGACUCGUGUAUGAGUAGAGGAUCUUGUACUGCUGGAGAUCCCACCGUUACGUGCGUAUGUGAUGCUGGCUACACUGGGAGUACCUGUGAAAUUGUCCUUUGUGCUGCCGACUCGUGUAUGAGUAGAGGAUCUUGUACUGCUGGAGAUCCCACCGUUACGUGCGUAUGUGAUGCUGGCUACACUGGGAGUACCUGUGAAAUUGGUAAGCUUUAG
Messenger RNA from Strongylocentrotus purpuratus (purple sea urchin), 543 nucleotides. Its product is annotated as fibropellin-3-like. Gene Ontology annotation, biological process: heterophilic cell-cell adhesion; establishment or maintenance of epithelial cell apical/basal polarity. NCBI's taxonomy places the organism in Eukaryota, Metazoa, Echinodermata, Echinoidea, Camarodonta, Strongylocentrotidae. Gene Ontology annotation, cellular component: plasma membrane; protein-containing complex. Bases 16 to 543 code for a protein of 175 amino acids. The transcript has 5 exons. The record is from RefSeq and is a predicted model, not a curated record.